Messenger RNA from Zophobas morio, 4659 nucleotides. RefSeq names its product glycogen debranching enzyme-like. The transcript is spliced from 54 exons. Gene Ontology annotation, molecular function: amylo-alpha-1,6-glucosidase activity; 4-alpha-glucanotransferase activity. Gene Ontology annotation, biological process: glycogen biosynthetic process; glycogen catabolic process. Lineage: Eukaryota; Metazoa; Arthropoda; Insecta; Coleoptera; Tenebrionidae. The coding region runs from base 1 to 4659 and encodes 1552 amino acids. The record is from RefSeq and is a predicted model, not a curated record.
AUGUCCGCUUUUACAAAAAGUGAAAUACUUAUUUUUGAGCUCGGGAGACACAGUACUCCUCAGAAUAAAUUGUUCAGACUGGGCCAAGGACAAAAGCUGAGGCUUAUCCCAGCUGAUGAGCUAGUAGGUUAUAAAGUUUCUGUACAUACAAGCUUUGCGACUUCGCCCGAACUCAAAGCUAGUGUUCAAAAAUCACUUUUCCCUGAGUCAAUAAUUUAUAGUACGAAAGUUCAAUUUGCGGAAAUAACAACACAUAGAGCAGGAAACUUUAAAGUGCUAUGGACCUAUUGUUUAGGUCAAGAAAAUGAUACUAUAGAAGAGUGCUUUGUUGUCGAACCAAAAAUAUCAUUGAAUGGAAAGAGACUUCCCUUAGGGGCUAUUUGCUUGCAAACGGUUUUAGUUAAAGCUCUAGGACAUAUAUCAGAAUGGAAAGAAAGACUCAAAGUUACUUCAAAAUGCAGCUUUAACUUUGUACACUUCACUCCCCUUCAACAAUUAGGGGCUUCUCGAUCUUCCUAUUCUAUUAAAAAUCAACUGGAUCUUAAUAAAGAAUGCUUUAAGAACGUUUACUCUCCCGUAAAAGAACUCAAAAACGUUUUAAACUGGCUCGAAUUUGAACAAGGUGUUCUAUCUCUUACUGAUGUUGUUUGGAACCACACUUCGUUUGAUAGCCCGUGGCUACUUGAUCAUCCUGAAUGUGGCUAUAAUUUAUCAAACAGUCCAUAUUUGUUACCUGCUUUUCUUCUAGAUGAGGCUUUGCAGCGCUUUUCUCAGAAAAUUGCGAAACCUUGUCAGUCUUCAAAUACUAACUUUAAAGAUGUUUCUCCCGUCAUUAAUAGUGAGAGCGAUAUUGACUAUUUGUUAACGGUUUUCGCCAAUUCUGUUUUGCCUGAAUUAAAAUUAUGGGAAUUCUUUGUGAUCAAUAUGAACAACACCCUUAAUCACUUUCAAAAUUGUCUUAAAGACAAAGAGCCACGUGAACUUUCUUCUUCGGAAUCUUCACCUUCUUAUGAGUUGUGUUUUGAAUCCAAAGAAUUAAGAAAAAGUGUGACAACUCACUUGGGUACACGCGAUGCAGUUACAAUCGAAAUCACUAAAGCAAUCGAGUUGUUUUAUUAUAAACUUAGUAAACACGAAACAAAAGAGCAAUAUAUGGUUCGAUGUAUGAAUGAAUAUAAAAGAGCUGUUGACUUAAUAAAUUUGGAGUUUUACGAAGUUUAUGAUAAUGAUAUAAGCGCGGCUUUGAGUAAUAUUAGAUAUACUAUCCGAUACGAACGUUUAGAGCGAACUGGCCCCUUAUUUGGCCCAAUAACGCUUAAACGCCCUCUAAUAGCCAGUUAUUUCACGCGACUUGAACCUUCUCAACUUAAGAUAGACAAUGAAUUGUUGGACUGCACCACUUCCAACUACGACUUUAAGUAUGUGUUGGCGAAUAACGGCUGGAUCAUGGGUGGCAGCAAUCCCUUGAUGGACUUUGCAGCGGCGGACAGUAAAGUUUAUUUUCGAAGAGAAGUUAUUAUUUGGGGCGACUGUGUUAAACUGCGCUAUGGCGGGCAACCCUCUGACUGUCCGUUUCUAUGGGACCACAUGGCUGAGUACACAAAAUUUUCUGCAACGCACUUUCAUGGGUUUAGAAUUGACAAUUGCCACGGAACUCCGAUUCACGUGGCCGAACACCUAUUGAAUGUUGCCCGGCAAGUGCGCCCCAAUCUCUAUGUCAUAGCCGAGCUGUUUACAGGUUCAGAGGACGUGGAUAAUAUAUUUGUCAAACGUCUGGGAAUUGACUCUCUUGUAAGAGAGGCAAUGUCCGCUCCCGACUGCCGAGAGCUCGGCAGGCUUAUCCACCGGUAUGGAGGAGAACCUAUUGGUUCAUUUCCUCAAUGCAUGAAGGAGUGCUCAAUAAUUAAGGAAAAGAGAGCACGUGCUCUCCUUACGGAUGCAACUCAUGACAACGAGCCUCCGCUGACUAAACGGACGGUUUGGAAUGUCUUACCAAACAUGUGCAUUGUUACUAUGGCUUCUUGUGCGAUUGCAAGCAAUAGAGGGUAUGACGAACUCGUCCCUCAUUAUAUUGACGUCGUCAACGAGGAAAGGCUUUAUGCCCCCUUUAAGGAAGAGAGUAAUGCAUGUGCCCACGCAGUAUCCAUGGAGGAUGGUUUACUUGGCGUAAGAAAAGUUUUAAAUGAACUGCACAUAAAAAUGGCGGAGGAAAACUUCAGCGAAAUCUACGUUGAUCAAGUCAACAAUGAUGUUAUAACAAUAACUCGUCAUUCUCCACUAACAAGACAGUCUUUUAUUAUGGUGACCAACUCGGCCUUCACGGAAAGGUCAGGCCCUUAUAACCAAAUUGUCUCUCCAAUUGCUGUUUCUGGAGAAAUUGAAGAAGUAUUGUUGGUGGCUUAUCUUGUUUUAGAAGAAAGCGACUCGAGCUCUAAUGAAAGAAGAAGAAGUCUUUUGUCAACAAAUAGAGUUUUAUCAAAUUUUAAAAGAGACAAAAAUUUUAUUAAUGGGAUAAAAGAAGUCAAAGUUUGCCUUCAAACACACCUGCAAGUUAAUGAUCACAAUAUUAAAAUGUUCCAAAGUUCGUCUUUUGUAGAGAACGGAGCUUUAAAAACUUUAGUUUAUGUAACGCCUGAAAAUUUUAUACCUGGAAGCGUUUUUAUAAUAAAGACGAAAGUUUCUGCCGAAGCAGAGAAGGCUUUGAAAAGCUUAACUUUACCAUUAAAUAAAAACGACCUUCUUUUAAAUUCAAUAAAAGAAUUAUCAUUGAUUGAGUUGAACUUCAUACUUUUCCGUUGCGCCAGAGAAGAGGAGGUUGAAGAGAGCGGAAAUAGCACGUACUACGUCCCAAACUUUGGGUCUUUAACGUACGCAGGACUUCAGGGUUUUAUCACCGUUUUAAAAAAUAUUGCUUUAACGAAUGAUUUGGGACAUCCACUUUGCACCAAUCUCCGUCAAGGACUUUGGGCUGCAGGAUAUAUUAUAAACCGCUUAAGCCGAUACAAGUGGUCUAAAAAACUCGGACACGUAGUUAAAGAACUUCUCAUGCUAUUAAGCCACAUCCCUUACUUUUUAGUCCCUUGCUACUUCUACCUUUUACUCAUGCAACUAUGGGACCUUUUACUGCUUCAUGCAUUUAGUUUGAUGUCAGUUUUUAUUCAAAAAGGUGACGACUUUACCCAGAAUCUCGCGCUUGUUAGCCUACAGAUGGUUGGAAGUCUCAAAUCCAUUGCGUGCAGAGACCCUUCCCUACCACCACAGAAUGAUGUAGACUUGAGCAUUACCAUGGCGGCCGGCCUUCCUCAUUUUUGUGUGGGCUUUAUGAGGACUUGGGGUAGGGAUACCUUCAUCUCGCUUCGAGGAUUGCUUCUUCUCACAGGAAGAUAUGCAGAAGCGCGUUCUUUAAUUAUUGGCUUCGCUGGCACUAUUCGGCAUGGCCUGAUCCCUAAUCUGUUGGAUUCAAGCAGAAACAGUCGAUACAACUGUCGUGAUGCUGUCUGGUUUUGGCUUCAAGCAAUUCAGGAAUAUUGUAAACUCUCUAACGAAGGAGAAAACUUUUUAAAAGCGAAAAUCCAUCGACUUUAUCCUAGUGAUGAUAUAAAAAAAUACAGAAAACAGGACCGAUACAUUUUCUCUGGAAACGAAUACGCCAAUAUUGAGUUACAUGACUUAAUACAUUAUGUGUUACAAGAGCAUGCCCGAGGAAUUCACUUUGAAGAAUGGGGCGCCGGUGUUAAUUUAGAUAGCAAUAUGUUAAAAGAAGGCUUUAAAAUUGAUAUCUCCUUAAACUCUGAGACUGGAUUAAUUCAAGGUGGAAACGCUUUUAACUGUGGAACUUGGAUGGAUAAAAUGGGGGAGUCGGAAAAGGCAAAGAUAAAAGGAAAACCCUCCACCCCACGUGAUGGAGCCUCUAUUGAAAUCAGUGGUUUAUUAAAAUCGACUUUACGUUGGAUAGGCGAAUUAAACCAGAAGGAUCCCUCCUUGUUUGGCCACUACUCUGUUAAGCUUCUAGAUCAAUCAACCUUGAGCUAUGCGGCUUGGAAUAAAAGGCUUUUAGAGAAUUUUGAAAAACACUUUUAUAUUUUGAAUGCUGACAACGAGCAUGUGCACAGAAAAAAUAUUUAUAAAGACACUGUGGGAAGCUCCAAUGUCUAUACAGACUACCAGCUACGCCCAAACAUCUGCAUUGCCAUGGUAGUGGCUCCUGAACUUUUCGUUAGGAACCACGCGAUUGCCUGCCUUGAAAACAUGGAAAGUGUUUUGUUGGGGCACUACGGCAUGAAAACCCUUGAUCCCGAGGACUGGGCUUACCGGGGAGAUUACAAUAAUGAUAAUGAUACUUACGAUCCUUCUGUUGCUAAAGGAGCUAAUUACCACCAGGGCCCAGAGUGGAUUUGGACGUUGGGAUACUUCCUGCGAGCUUUGUUAAUUUUCCACUCGGGAAAAUCAGAAACCACAUCUAAAGUUCUCCGUAUUCUGCAAGCUCAUCGCUGGGCAAUAAAAGCUUCGGAUUGGAAAGGACUUCAUGAACUCACCAAUGCUGGAGGGAAGUUUUGCUCAUACAGCAAUCCUACACAAGCUUGGAGUAGCGCAUGUAUUCUGGAAUGCUUGUGGGAUCUUGACAAUAUUAAUAAAAACUGUUUUAACUGUUAUAUAUAA